CCCUGCGGAGCUUUCGCAGCAGCGGCUGGAGGACCAGCAGAGAGAAGAGAUUCCAUCUUCCAGAGUUCGCCACUGUCUGCCUCCCCACUUGACCCCAUCCUCAGUCAUCUUUUUUUUACAUAUAACAACACAUUUCUUAUCUAGUUCUUCAUAGUGAAUGUGGUUUAAAUCUGACAUAACCUAUUGACUUGAAAUUUGAACCUUAAAUGUUAAUUGUUGCUAGAAAUUGUCCUUGGGUUUGAUAAGCUCCACAAUCACAUUGAGUAUUUUAAAUGAAUGGAUUUAUUUCUGAGUUAUAUAAAGCCAUAGGUGAAAAAGUAUUUUUCAUAUUUUUGACUAAUUAGAUACAUAUAAUAUUGGAACAUAUAAAUCCUUUUUCAGUGGGGAAUUUUAUAUUAAUAAAUGGAAUUUCAAGUAAUAAUGUUUGACCAAGUUUGAAAGUUAAAAAUCUUGAGGUCUCCUUUAACAUUUUUCCCUCAAUGUUUUCUUUGAAAAUUUGCAGUGAGGUUUUCUUGUUUACUUAGUAAAUUAUGAAUUAGAAGAAAAUGUAAUUAAUGUCAAAGAACUAAAUUAAGCCCUUUUAUCUAUGGCAACUUAUUUCUCAAAGCAAAUUACCUUAACAGUCAAAAAGUUAAAAAAAAUUCUUAGUGAUUAAUUUUUUUCUUUAUUGCCUUGCUGUGUGAGGAAUUUACAAAUCAAAGUAAAUUUCUCCUAAGUAUCCUUGGAGAACUCAGGGAUGGUUAUUAUCCAGGAAGGCUUUUCCAGCUGCUCUACUUAAUAUUACAUCAUAAGCAUUUUUCAUGUUGCCAUUGUUUUUACUAAUAUUUUAUUGACUGCAUCAUAUCACAUUAAGUCAAUUGGCCAUAAUUUAUUUAACCACCUUGCUAUUGUUCAAUGUCUAGUCCUUGGAACAUAUGAAAUAAUUUACUCUUAGAUUCAGGUCAUGUUCUCAUCAACAUCAUACCAACCAAGUUUGUUUAUUUAAUCAUCUGACCUCUGUAGGUUUCUGUAAUUAUUAUCAUUAAAUGAUAAUAGAAACAAAAGACCACACAAAGAUCAGUAAAUCUAAAGUGUGUAUAUAUACACAUACACACACAUACAUAUAUAUGCAUUUUAAAUGUUCCCUCCACACUCUUUUGCCUGUUUAUGACUAACUUCACAAGUAAUAGCUUUCAUUUCAGUAAUCCAGAUGUGUUAAAAAAUCAAUUUUAUUACUGUUCAAUGAUUCAUUACUUUGUCUUAAGUACUUUGCUGAAAUUUUUCAUGCAGUUUAUCCUUCAAUGCUCACAUUAACUGAAGGAAAAAUAGUCAUUGUUACUAUUCCCACUUAAUAGAUUGGGAAAUUCGGGUUUACAGAAAUUGAACAACUUGUCCAAGUUCACAUAGUAUAUGAAUGGUGAACAUAGAGUUUAAACUACAUAAUCUGCCCACCAUUUUGCUUUAUUAGGAAUUUAUAUAAUUGUUGACAUACCUCUACAACUCAGAAUUUUUCUGUCAAGAAAACUAAUUUUGCAAUUUAUAAUGCUUAAACAUUAUGUUGUCAAUUCUCUCAAUAUAGGGUGUUCUUGACUUGCAACCUCAUAGAUAGAAUUCAGGGAAUCUAUAAACUGGGAUGGGAGGUUCUAACGUCUAAUAAAUUUAGCAUUUUUUUCAUUUGUGAAAACUGAAAACAACACAGUGAUAUUAUCAGUGCUUAUGAUGUUCCUAAUAAAAACCACAGAUGUUUUAAUAUCACAGAGUUGAUGCAGAGAUCUGAAAACAGAGUCUUCAAUACCUUGAUAUUGUAGUAGUUACUAGAGUCUUGUUAUUGGAGUCUGUUAUUUUUUUUAAUAACUUUCAUAGCUAUUUAAGUAAAACAUUUCCCUUGUAAACUAUGUGUUUUAUAUGAAACAUUUUCAAAUAUUGUUCUGGGAAGGUGUCUAUAGAGUUCAACAGACUGCCUAACUGUUCUUGUGGUACAAAGCUCAGCAUAAAAAGUUGUGGCAGUUUGAAAAAACAUCAGUGUUUUCUCAUAGCUACUUAUGUUUCAAUUUACAUGUUAAGGUCCUGAAAGCGUUAAUAAGUUUAAAAAAUUGAAUACCAGAAUCAUAAAAUGAAAAGAAGUUGUUUUACUUUUUACUGAUUUAAAAAUUAUAAUUUAUGAUAAAAUUACCUUGAUGUUGUAUAUGGGAGAAUAUUUAGCAUGUGAAUUGAAAUGGUUUCCCAAAAGUCCAUAAACUUAACAUUUGUAAGUUUUAAUUUAUUUUAAAAACAUGCUUUCAAAAGAUUUUUAGUAAGAGUGAUUGAUUUUAUUCCAUGUAUGAUGUUGCCCAAGUUACCUUGGGUUCCAUUUCUAUCAUUUCGUGAAUUCCAACUCAAAAUCUCCAAGUUGUGUCCUAAGAUACAAAGCAAUUAAACUAUGUUAGGACCUCUACCUGUGGAGGUUCUAAUAAUAGUAUUAGCCUUUUUCAUCUUUAUAGAUCAGAAGUUUAUUGCAGGUCUAAUUAAAGUUAAUGAGAUUAAACCCUAGUUGUAUAUAGAAUAUGAUGCUAAGUAUAUAAAUUAAAUAUAUUGUUGAUCUUGAGACUUUGUUACCUUACUGUUUUGUGGAGGAAUAUUUUGAUAUACAAGGGAAGUAGUGAUUGUAUUUUUUUCUUAUUUUUAUUAAUUUUGCGUUAGUUAUUUAAAUACUUCAUUUAGUGCCAGUAAUUAUAGAUUAGGAUGGUUAGUUUAUUUUCUGGAGGUAUUGUCAAACAAGCUGAGAGAAACAACACUAAAUGCUUUCUGAUCUCCAAUUACCCCUAGUUAUCUGAACAUGUUUCCAUCUGUUACUAAACAAACUAGGAGAGAGCCAUUUUUGCUGGGCGACCAAUCAACUCAACCAAAUACUCUUAUGAAAGGUCAGCUGAGAACAUUCUUACAUAUAUAGAGAAGGAAAUUGCCUGCCUUUGAGAGCAGUUAAGUGACUUGUACAACCUUAAGUCUGGACUACAACCUGCUACUAAUGACAGUCAAUACUAAUGACUUUGAGUAAUUUGUACUAUAUUAUGCUGCCCUACUAAACCCUAAACCCCUCCACCUCUCUUCUGCUAUGAUUUUUUGGUUUCUAUUGAAGUCACAAUUAUUGCCAGUCCAGCAAUGCUAAUGAUGUGGGUAGAAUAAAGUACUAAAAGGGAGCAAUCCUUGUCCUGCCUUCUUUGGGGGCUGCUCACAAUAUUUCUGCCUUUGUAGGAAAUGUCAUCCUAGGCAAUUGAUGACUGCUUUAUAUGAAGAAUUAAGGCAUCAAAUUGACUGCAUUUUGAUGUGUGUUAAUGACCAGACAUGAUGCCAUUAUUAUCUCAGGAACUGAAAUGGCUAAAAAAAUCCAGAAAGAAAUACAAGGAGAUGUGGAUUCAUGGAUUUCCCUGGGGAACAGAAGACCUCACCUCAGCAUCAUUUUAGUGGGUGAUAACCUGGCGAGCCAUACAUACGUCAGGAAGAAGAUCAGAGCUGCCUCUGCUGUAGGUAUCUGUAGUGAGGUCAUUCUAAAACCUAACGAUGUUUCUCAAGAAGAACUGUUGGAUAUAACUGAUCAAUUGAACAUGGACCCGAGAGUCAGUGGUAUAUUAGUUCAGCUACCUCUGCCAGACCAUGUGGAUGAGCGAACUGUAUGCAAUGGAAUUACCCCUGAAAAAGAUGUGGAUGGAUUUCAUAUCAUCAAUAUGGGAAGACUGUGCCUUGAUCAGCAUUGUCUCAUACCUGCCACUGCCUGUGCUGUUUGGGAAAUCCUCAAAAGAACAGGAAUUGAAACAUUUGGGAAAAACGUGGUAGUGGCUGGAAGAUCCAAGAAUGUGGGGAUGCCUAUUGCAAUGCUUCUGCACACUGAUGGAGAGCAUGAACGACCAGGAGGUGAUGCAACUGUGACAAUAGCUCACAGAUAUACUCCCAAAGAACAACUGAAGAUCCAUGCUCAGCUGGCAGAUAUCAUCAUAGUGGCUGCAGCUGUUAAGAAAAAAGCUGGUUUUAUCACUCCAGUUCCCGGGGGUGUCGGGCCCAUGACAGUGCUGAUGCUCCUGAGGAACACCCUUCUGGCUGCCAAAAAAGUCAUUUUCUAGAUCACGUGAGAGAAUAAAGCAACCGAAGUCAUUGUAUUUAUUUAUUUGACAAAGGGCAAAAACCUUUAUAUUUUACUACAAAGCUAUUUAUUUCUACAUUGUAUUUAUUUUUUCAUGGAUGGAAUCAUUGUGGAUCAGAUGAUUCAUACAACUCUGUGCAUUUCCUGCUAAUAAACUUUGAGUUUUACGAAAAAACAAAACAAUUUCAAUGAAAACUUUGUUAACAAUUGUUUGUGAAUAGUAUUUGUUCAUAAGUUUCAAGCAAAAGGGCUCAUAAUAAAUGAAUGUAUUUUUGACAGAAUUAAAUAUCACAGUAUGUUUUCAACAGAUUUUUGUCAUUCAAAUGGGCACCCACAUAAAGCGUGAUUUAGGUUGUGUCUUAAGCAUGCUUAUGUGUUUUAUGUUCUUUAGUAUAUGUUGAAAGUGAUUAUUUGCUAAAAGAGAAGAUUUAAAAAUAGAAUCUGGAUCUCAUAAAUCUCCCAUCUGUGGCCUGUGAGACAUGAGGAAUGAUGCUCUACUCAAGGAAAGAAAAAUAUACAAGGAAGGCAAACAGAAUGCAGUGCUACUUGAAAGAUAUUGAUCAUUGCAAAUUGUGAAUGAUUUACUUGCAAUAGUAAAACUAUAAUGAGAAUUUAUUAGGUUUACAUGUAAUUUUGCUGUUCCAGAAAAGUUUUUAGAUAAUAUCUUAGUGAGGAAUAAUGUAAAACCCCCAACAAAUACACAGCACAAAAGCUAAGGUUGUGUUUUUGUACAAAUACUCAAAAAAUAUAUCAGAUGAAGUGAGGCCUUUAUUAAAGAAGCCUUAUGUUUCCACAAAUUUGGAAAUCUUGAGCCAGUGUGCCAAAGCUAAGCCUUAGGACAUGACUGAAAAUCUACUGCUUUAUUAUUCACAGUUCUUCCCUCUUUUGUUGUGGCAGUUGGUUCUCAAACUAGAUGCCGUGUUUCUAACAUAGCUUAAAAUAGGAAAUACAUGUGGAUGUCAGUUGAAGGCAAUUGUGAGACUGUUCUAGCCAUAUAAUUACAUUGUUUUAAUGUCCAAAACCAAGUAUUCUAUACUAAUAAUGACCCUUACCCCAUGGCAUGUCUUUAUUAGUGUGUACUUUUGAUUGUGUGUAUGAAAUACACUAGAUGUUUAUAAUUAAUAAUUCAACUGUAUAAUAAAGGCAAUUUGA
This is a messenger RNA of Talpa occidentalis (Iberian mole), 5245 nucleotides long. It is a transcript of the gene MTHFD2L, whose product is annotated as methylenetetrahydrofolate dehydrogenase (NADP+ dependent) 2 like. Lineage: Eukaryota; Metazoa; Chordata; Mammalia; Eulipotyphla; Talpidae. The coding region runs from base 3291 to 4073 and encodes 260 amino acids. The transcript has 8 exons. Gene Ontology annotation, cellular component: mitochondrion. The record is from RefSeq and is a predicted model, not a curated record. Gene Ontology annotation, molecular function: methenyltetrahydrofolate cyclohydrolase activity; methylenetetrahydrofolate dehydrogenase (NADP+) activity; methylenetetrahydrofolate dehydrogenase (NAD+) activity. Gene Ontology annotation, biological process: tetrahydrofolate interconversion.